Molecule: messenger RNA, 1931 nt
Organism: Scylla paramamosain (green mud crab)
Lineage: Eukaryota; Metazoa; Arthropoda; Malacostraca; Decapoda; Portunidae
Exons: 2
Coding region: 839-1510 (223 amino acids)
Source: RefSeq, a predicted model, not a curated record
GUACCGUGAUGAUUAUAAUACCUAUACACAACUAUACACAACCCAGUAUAGAAGCGCGGCAUCUUAACUUGUUUGUGCUGGACGUGAAUGCAGCUCACGGUACCUAACUACUGUUUUUGUACUGCUGUGAACGGUAACACACGGAGUACACGAAGAAAAUGCAGCGUCACGGCGUCAUUGGGUCUGCAGCUCGUCAUUUAGAAACAUUUUGGGAACGUGAGGGGUGCAGAUGGAGGCAGAUGCGGAAGUAGGUUACAAAAGACGCCCCGAUGCUCCACUUUGAGGGACUGAUUGGUGUGGAGCGUGGAGGAAACAGGAACUUAAGGAAUUCCAUGUAACCUGAGGGAGUCUGAGGAAGAGCAGGGUGUAAGGAUGGAAGGCAGGUGGAUCUAGUGAGACAGGAGUGGUGGCGACCUUGUUCGGGCCGCCGUGGUCUCUGGGGGGACUGGGGGUAGAAGGCAGCGGGAGUAUGACUGUCUGCAAGGCAUUGACGCUGCGGCAGACUCCCUCCCCGUCCCCGCGCUCAGUGUGGUGCGCGCGCCGCUCUUGAAAGGUUGUGGUGUUACACGUCCUUGUUGUUUUGCUCUCCCCACGCGGCUCACGACGAGACGGAGGAGGAGGAGCGACACUAAUCCUUGCUUCCCUGCCACGCCUGAAUUUCCGUGGACUUAUUGUGUGACGCCUGUGACUCGAGGACUGACUUCUGCGAUCAAUUCAUAGCAAAGUACAGUAACUCGUGCAAAAAAAUAGUGUUUGGCAGUGAAUGGAUUCCACGCCAACAGUGUCCAUGAAUGGCGGACCUCUGACCUAAGCCUCGUGCUGCACAUUACCUCCCAAGAUGUGCAUACUAGAUCUUUUCCGCCUCCAGAUGGAGGUGAGGGUGAAGAAAAGAAAGCCCGGAACACACCUCCGCCACAGCAGGCUCUUCUCCUCCUCCUCCGUCUCGGGCAACACAUCGCUUGUUUCCACCGGGAAGCAAAAGCGAAGUUCAGAUAAGUGCGGCGGCGCGUGCAGGCAUCCCAGCGGCCGCUCCGAGUCCAUUUGUUUGAAUCCUUCCUGCGGUACCAUGAACAUGUCUGAGUUCGGGUCCGGCAAGAUCUCGCCCUACAGCAGCGUCAAGACUCUGUCCACGCAGUUCACUGACGAGUGCAAGGGCUUGUGCCACUGCAAGAACAAGCGCAAGAACUCCCGGGACUCGCAGAGCAGCGUGAAGGUGGCCAACUUCAUCGAUGUGGACGAGAAUGAAGGACAGGGCAAGGAGAACCUGGGCUUCGUGAGGGACAACCUGUCAUGCGGCGGUACCGUGAACCGCUGCAGUUUCCUCAACCGCUACAGAAAGAAACUGAAGGAGUUGCAGGAAGAGGAGGAGAAAGCUGCUGCCAAACUGAAGAAGGUGGACCCGAAGAGCUCAACACUCAGGCGAAAGAGGAUGCAACUUCUUCUUCCCUUCGGCAACGACCGCGUCAUCUCCACCCGCGACCCCGCCGUCAUGCCAGACCCAGAAAGGUGAGAAAAAGAGGACUGAAAGGUGGAGGCGGAAGGUGACAGGUGAGUGGAGACGUUGAUUACCUCAUUACUCCAAUUCCGUGUUGCCUGCUAGGUAAAUAUAUAUAUAACUUUAUUCUCGGACGUCAAGGGUUAUUAGAAAAAUGUACAUGAAUAUUCAGUUUUAUAGUCCACUUCAUGUCAUAACCUUGCUGCGUGUCCGGUUUUAUCAUUGUUACCUCAUCCAUGUAAACUGAUUCAGGUUAUUAAGUUAUCUAAUUUGCUGCUGUUCUUUUAAGGUUUUGUACACUGAGGUGAUGCAUAUGAUUAUCUGAUUAUUUUGAUGGAUGACUAAGCUUUCUCAGUCACCAGUCGUCCAGUAGAAAACUAUAAUGUAAAGAAUAUAUUAGCAAUGACGAAAUGCUUGAUAUCUGGGCAGGAGUGAA